GAGAUUUUUUUCAUAUCAACUAGUAUGUAUAUGAUACCAUUAUUAUAUAGUAAAGUGGGAAACUCCUUCAACAGUUAUUUUGAAAAAAGGUCUUCGAAUGCCAUGUCAUGUUGGAGGUCACCACGUUUUCUAGCGUCUCUACACGACCGCUAUUUGUUAAAGUUAUCAGGAAAGGAUACUACCAAGUUUCUUCAGGGUCUAAUAACACAAAACGUGGAGUUGCUAACAAAACAGAGCCAAAAGCCAACUUUGGGUUAUACAGGCUUUCUUAAUAAGCGAGGACGUCUGAUCAACCAAGGAUUCCUUGCUCCGUUGAGUGAAAGUUGUGAAGACUGGUUGAUUGAUGUACAUCCAUCUACGGGUUCUGAACUAGUGAAGCAUCUUCAGUUAUUUCGGCUUCGUUCUAAAGUAGAGAUAUCGAAUGUUUCGGAUUCAUACUCAGUGUGGUUAGUAUCAGAAUACUGUUCGAAGACCUCCAUCCUGCUAAUAUAUUGCAACCAACUCUCAAGGGUUGCACCAGGUUUAGAAAGAAUGGAUCAGAUAUGGUCAGACUUUGUUCCAGAUAAACCAACAGUCUAUUCUUUGGACCCUCGUGUUUCACGUCUAGGUUUGCGUUUUUAUACUUCUAUCCAUACCAAAUAUCAAGGACAAAAAGAAGCACAAGGAAGUGAAGAAUUAUAUCAUGUAUGGAGAAUGAUAUAUGGCAUUCCAGAAGGAGGAACAGACUAUUCGUUUUUGAAUAGUCUUCCGUUUGAAGGUAAUCUAGAUUAUCUAAAUGGUAUCAGUUUUUCUAAAGGAUGUUAUCUUGGUCAGGAAACUACAGCUCGUGUGAAUUACACUGGAGUAGUACGAAAGCGUAUUGCUCCCGUUUUGUUUGCAAAGGAAAAGGAUAAAGGCCUAGAAAUAGCACAAGCCAUGAAUCAUUUUUAUGAGUGUCCCAAUGAUGCGAUAUGUCCGAUACAAACAAUGGAGCUUGAGAAUGGCUUAUCUACUGUACCUGUGAAUAGUCAAUUAUUUGCACAGAAUGACAAGGCAACCAAAGCAGUGGGUUAUAUUACUAGCAGUGUUUAUAAUAUUGGAUUAGCACGACUGGACGUUGCUUCAGCAUUUCCUAAUGGUUCUUCUGUCAUAGGUAUUCCUUUGAAUGUAGAGCAAUCGAAAAUGUAUGCAAUACCUUUAAAGCCUUUUUGGUGGCCGAGGGAAGAUAUGGAAUCAUCACAGAAAGCAACAUUUUCGGGAGAAACUUAGUAAGGAAUGAAAAGAUUAUCAGACAUCUCUCGAGUAUUUUCCAUGUAUAAAAGUUUCCACUUUAUAUGACAAAUGAAAGAUUGAAAGUAAUAAGACAUCAUUGGAGAAUGAGAUGUAUUUUGAGUGUUUGAUUGGAUGGAAUAAAAGCCUACUCCAUUUGUAUCACUUUUCAGAAUCAUAUAAGUGAUUUAC
Messenger RNA from Galdieria sulphuraria, 1440 nucleotides. Its product is annotated as aminomethyltransferase. Bases 25 to 1248 code for a protein of 407 amino acids. The transcript is spliced from 7 exons. Lineage: Eukaryota; Rhodophyta; Bangiophyceae; Galdieriales; Galdieriaceae. Gene Ontology annotation, molecular function: protein binding. Gene Ontology annotation, cellular component: mitochondrial matrix. The record is from RefSeq and is a predicted model, not a curated record.